This is a messenger RNA of Pomacea canaliculata, 996 nucleotides long. RefSeq lists its product as uncharacterized. NCBI's taxonomy places the organism in Eukaryota, Metazoa, Mollusca, Gastropoda, Architaenioglossa, Ampullariidae. The transcript has a single exon. The coding region runs from base 1 to 996 and encodes 331 amino acids. Gene Ontology annotation, cellular component: membrane. The record is from RefSeq and is a predicted model, not a curated record.
AUGGAAGGUACACAUGUCAGUACUGAUGUGUAUAACGAUCGCUAUGGCGACGACUACGUCUACCGUAGUACAGAGAGCUACUACAUAGAUACAGUCGGCUGUAUACCCGUGGCAUUGCUGGGUAUCGUGGGUAACCUGGUCUCCCUCCUCGUGUGGAACUCACAGACCACGUACAGCGCCACCAUCUUGCUGUUUAAGUACCUGGCCGUGUGGGACACCGCAUACCUCGUGUCUUUCAUCCCCGUUUCCUUUGUUUAUGACGAUGAUCCAGGAGGCCCUCUGGCCAUAUCGCUGGACGCUUUCUGGUACCUCACCAAGCUGGAGUCAGUGCACACCACCCUGCUCAUUGCCUUCACCCGAUGGCUGGCGGUGCACCGACCUGUCCACGUGCACACCGGAAGUCUGUUAACACGACGUCACGUGGUGGUGUCCUGUCUGGUCGUCUUGGUCUGGUGCCUGGCGAUCAGCGCCGUCUUCAUGACCUUUAACCUGAUUCUAGGGACUUCUAACACCUGGGUACUCGAGCUGAUCAUCAUUAACAUCGUGGGUCUGGCUGUGCCUGUCCUUCCCCUUGUCGUCUUCAACCUUCUCACAAUAAAGAAGAUUCGUUCUUCAACAUCAACAACAUCGUCAUCAGAACAACGACUGCCCACGUCCAGGACCAGCAACCACAGCUUAACCAUCACCAUCAUGUCCAUGAGUGUUUUGAGUGUCGUGGCCUACACCAUCGGCAAGACUGUGAUGGAUGUUUAUUGGCUUCGACACUGGAGUGAGAGUGGCAGCUCCUUUACCACCCUGCAGUCUUUGACCGAGCUGCUGCAGGUCGUGAACUCCAGUGUCAACAUUAUCUUCUACUUCUCAUUCUCUCGCAAGUUUCGCAGUUCCUUCAAAAACUGCUUUGUUCGCAGAGGCCAUGCAGGCAGAGCUCGACGAGAAGUUCUUCAAAGCGAUGACAGAAAUGAUUUCAACAGCAGUUGUGCAAUGUCCAGACUGUAA